Messenger RNA from Chelonus insularis, 1416 nucleotides. Its product is annotated as arginine-hydroxylase NDUFAF5, mitochondrial. Gene Ontology annotation, cellular component: mitochondrion. The record is from RefSeq and is a predicted model, not a curated record. Gene Ontology annotation, biological process: mitochondrial respiratory chain complex I assembly. Lineage: Eukaryota; Metazoa; Arthropoda; Insecta; Hymenoptera; Braconidae. Bases 206 to 1240 code for a protein of 344 amino acids. The transcript is spliced from 3 exons.
UAACUAUACCGGAGAAGAUAGUGGCAGCAUGGGGGCAUGCGCAUCCCGAGCCAUCACAAAAUAAAUAUAUUAUUAUUAUUAAAUAAUAAGUUUACACUUGAUGUGGUUUUUGAAUUUCUUAGAAAUAGUUAAAUAAGUAACAGAAAAUGAUUCAAAAUAUUUCGUAUAGUUUUGAAUAAAUUUUUAAAUUGUGCAACAGACCAAAAUGCUUUCCAAAUUAAUAUUUCGUAAGAUAUCAUUCAAUACUCGAAGUUUUAGUAUUUCUCAGUCAUGCAACAAUUUACCCUCUAACAGCAUCAUGAAUGUCUUCGAUAGGCAAGCAAAACUAUUACAGAAAGAACGAGCUGCCAGAAGCCCUGAUGUUGAAAAAUACGAUUAUCUCAAAGAUGAAAUAGGGUACAGACUAGCUGACAGAGUAUUUGAUAUCAAAAGGAAUUUCAAAAAUGUUCUGGAUCUUGGAUGUGGUCGAGGUCAUGUUAGUAAACAUUUAACAGGAGAAAAUAUAAAAAAUUUAACUUUAGUAGAUAUGUGUCCAAGUUAUUUGGAGCAAGCUCAAAUUCCUCAAGACAUCAAUACUAAAAAAUUAAUGCUUGAUGAGGAGAAUUUCUCAUUAGAACAAAACAGCUUUGAUUUAAUUCUCAGUUGUUUAAAUCUUCACUGGAUCAAUGAUCUUCCAGGAUGUUUCAAUAGAAUUUUUACAUGUUUAAAAAAUGAUGGAGUAUUUAUUGCAGCAAUAUUUGGUGGAGAUACACUUUAUGAAUUAAGAUCAUCAUUGCAGCUAGCAGAGUUAGAAAGAGAUGGUGGUAUUUCUCCUCACAUUUCUCCAUUUACUCAUAUUCGAGAUAUAGGAGGUUUAAUGAAUCGAUCAGGAUUCACCAUGUUAACUAUUGAUACUGAUGAAAUAGUCAUAGGAUUUCCAUCCAUGUUUGAAGUUAUGCGAGAUUUAAAAGGGAUGGGUGAAAGCAAUGCGGCCAGAAAUCGUAUAUUACACUUAAAAAGAGAUACAAUGGUAGCAGCUGCUGCUAUAUACGAGGAACUUUAUUCAAAAAAGAAAAAAGAUGGUAGUAGAUAUGUACCGGCUACUUUUCAAAUAAUAUAUAUGUUAGGAUGGAAGCCCGAUCCUAGUCAACCAAAGCCUCUUGAAAGAGGAACUGGUGAAGUAUCUUUGAAAGAUUUGCAUAAAUUGAAUGAAAUUAUGAGAGAUACAAAAAAAAUUAAAUUAGAUGAUAGUGAUAAAUAAUCAUUUAUUAAAUUUAAAAAAAUUUAAUAACAUAAUAACAUAUUUAAGGAAUGAUUUUCAAGUUAAAAAUUAAUCAUGACAUUGAUCUUUAUGUUUUACGAUGCCUUUCUCAAUGAGAUCUGGAAUUUCUACAGCUAGCCAAGGUCCAAGCUGAAAUAUAAUCCAAUUAAAAUAUA